Messenger RNA from Peronospora matthiolae, 291 nucleotides. The record is from the annotation of a GenBank genome assembly. Lineage: Eukaryota; Oomycota; Peronosporomycetes; Peronosporales; Peronosporaceae.
AUGGAUGCCGAUGUCUAUGGGAUCGAUAUCGAUGAUGACGAUGACGAAGAUGCUGGCAUAUUCAGCAUCACCAAUGACCACCAAAGUGAGGACGAUGACACCCUCACUGGUGAUGACAACGUUCUUUCAGCAGUGCACACGAAGCACACUGCUGUUGAUAAGGAUGAACCAGCAGAGGAAUUUCUGCUGACUCGCGAAGCGGCUGUCCGCUUCGUUCAAGACUCUGUUGCAGAUGCACUAGACGGACAGAAGAGAAAUGCAGACAAACGUGGAAGAGCAAAUGUUCUUUAA